CUCACUCACUUUAUUCAUUGUGCACCACCCAGCAACCACUAGCUGCAGAUAGAUAUGCAAAGACAAGUACUAUACUAUAGAUAGAUAGAAUCAAGACCAUCAUCAUGACAGAGUACUACUUACCCCUGCCCACCACACUGGAUGAUUCUUCAGAAGAAGAGGAACAAGGAACAUCUAUCAAGCAGCAACCACAUAAGGAGGAAGCAGAAGAAGAAGAGCUGGACUUGCAGGAACUCUUGAGAGAAAAGUGGAAUGAUUUGAUGUCUCUCUUUAUUCUUGUAGACAGCACUACCAACAGUACACCCACAGUAGACACGGCAGAGUCACCCGAGUUUCACGUCGAGUUGGAUUCCACGUGUCAAUACAGCAGCAGCAGCAGUCAUGAAGAAGAUGAUGAUGACAGUGAUUAUAGUGAUGACAGCUCUACCGAUUCGGAAGACUCUUCAGACGAUGAUGAUGAUGAAGAUGAGAAUGAUGACGACGACCAAGAUGAUGUAGUCUCAUUGAAUAUGGAACUCCACGACUUGCACGAAGAUGUAGAUCACACGUGUCGCAGUCUGUCCGCCUUGGAAACCGAGUUUGCCGAAGACUUGGAAGCUCUGGCUCAAGGAUUAGAGUCGGCCUUUGAAAACUUUGGCGAGUCUGAUUCCAGUCAAGUUUUUAUUGCCACGCUGGUCGCGCAAGAAGAUCAUCUCUCGCAAUCCACACGAUCCAUGUUCAAGGCAAGAGUCAAAGAAUCACUGCGACGAAAACGACACCAACGACGCAAACAGCAGCGACUCCAAAAAGUACAGCAACAACAACAACAACAACAAGACACCAGUAGUACGGCAUCACCGACUGCCAUUCAAGACUUUGAGGAUGCCUACUUUGAAAACGAUAAUGACGACGACGACGAAGAAGAAGAAGAACUUUUCCAAAACUGGUUUGAUCGAUUCUGGAAUGCCAUGGAAGGGAUCAUCUAUCAACAUGUACAGCAGGAUCAAAACAACAACAACAACAAACUGGUAGAACAACAGCAACCGCAGGAGGAUACAACCGUCGCCAACUUUUUCACGCUCUGGGGCAACGACAGCAGCAGUGAACAAGCACCCACAGAGGAAGAGUGUACCACACUCAUUCAAUAAACAACCAGCUUCCUACAAAAGAACCAGCCAUCAGCACACCGGGGGACUUGCACUGAGCUGAUGGCCUUGUAUUCAUGCCAUUCAUCUUUCUUUCAUUCAUAACUUGCGACAGUACUGUGGAAUCAAUCAUGUAUGCAUACAUGUACUACUUAUAAUGUGCUUUUACCAAACUAUCAAUUAGGAACGCUUGUGUUUUCUAGU
Seminavis robusta is the source of this 1328-nucleotide messenger RNA. NCBI's taxonomy places the organism in Eukaryota, Bacillariophyta, Bacillariophyceae, Naviculales, Naviculaceae. The record is from the annotation of a GenBank genome assembly.